GGCUUGCGCCUCCGGGACAUGUACGACGGCCAGACUUGGUCCUCAAACCCUAUAUUGAAGAAGAUUCUUGAGGAAUGUCGGGCGUAGGCUGGAUGAUGGAGCUGGCCUUAGCAGGCAAGUACGAGCUGCAGGAAGACCCGCUUGCAAUUGAAAAUGGGGCGCUACAGGUGGGUAAGCACGAGAAGAUGAUAGGUGGGGUGUACCUGCUGGCAAAUGAGCUGAUUCAGGAAGAGACGGUCAUAAAUACGGUACUAGACCAGGAAGAGGAGAUAGAGCCGGAAGGAGGUGACAACGUGAUCCACGAGAGAGAAGAUGAUGACUUCGAAGAGGGGGAGAUCAAGGAAGCGUUUCGAGCAGAGGAGUAUAAGGGGGUACACCUUGAGCUUGGCAUGCUUCUUUCGUGCGAGAUGAGGUGCCUGCGCGCGAGCUUGACACCGCUCGGGGCAGCCAUGCCAAGAGGGAGGGGAGCGGGAGGGUCAGUGGAAAUCCCUUUGGGGGCGACCAGACAGAGGACGCGGAUGAGGACCAGGAGAGAGAACAGGCCUUCAGUCUUCCAGGGAGGGAACAUCAAGUUAAUCCUGAUGGAGUUCGAGCGACAUGCGCGAGAGUUUGGGCGGGACAGCACCAGGAUGCUGAGAGAGGUACGAGUCAUAGGCGAGUGGGCAGACCCCAUUGCCAACCUGGUCAGAGAGUCGUUGAGUUGGCCAGACUUUGGGCGGAAGAUGGAAGGUCUGCAUCCGUCACCACAGGGGAGGGAUGGACAACCCAUCCGAUUCGACUUCACCAACUCAUGGGAGUUCUUGUGGGCCUAUGACCGAUAUGCAGACGAGCUUGAUAUCCCAGGAGAGCAGAGAGUGAGGAGCUUCCUGUUGUUUGUGAGACACCAUAUCAGAUCCUUUGUUCGAUCCAUCGUAGGGUCUGCCAUGAACUGGGGGCACUGCAAAAAGCUGCUAUGGAACUACUAUACUCCAGCUCGUCAGACGGGUGAGAGAAGAGGCAUGAAAAAGAGAAGAAGGGAACCCGAGGCAGAGGAAAGAGGAACCUUUGAGCAGGACACAUUAUCAGAGGCUCAGAGGGAGGAGAGGAGGAAGGAACACAAGUCCCACAGGCACGAGAGGGCUGAGGGAGUAGGGGGUUUAGGCGCACCUCCGCAACCUGAUUAUAGGGAGGUGGAUCACCCUAUGCCAUAUAUGGAGCCGGACAGGCCUCAGGAGCCGCACGUACAGGAACAGAGAGAGGUUCGGUCUGCUGAGGAGAAGGAGUUGGACAGGAAAGAGAGAGCAGCAAGGGAACAAGAGAUCAGGACCCAGCUCAGGAUGAAGAACCUUACAGAGUUGCAUGAGAGGAUGCAGCAAGGGAAAGGGCCUGAGGAGGUGGAGGACAGAAAAGGAAAGGGUACCUGCACUCAGGAGGAGGACCCUCCUCUUUUCUCUGAGGUCUGGAUGGGCUUCGAUAAGCUGAUGGACGCCACAGGAAGAUCAGGGGGACAACAACAGGAGAAGGGGGUUAAGUUGGUCUCUACAGACCUACUCAACCUGAAGGGCAUGAUGAGAGAAGGCUUCGCGGCAGCCAGGGCAUCAGAUCAGAAGAUUGGGGACAGACUGACAAAGGUGGCACCGAAGGCAUAUAGCCAUAGAGUGGACUGGGAAAGAGAAGCUGAGGACCUGAAGAAGGAGCUGGAAAGACAGGGCAAAGAGUUGGAGGCAGUAAAGGCAGACAUGGAAAAGGUCUCAGCAGAGAAUAAGGCCGUCAGACAAAUCAACCAGCCCCUUAACAAGGUCACUGACGCCCUGAGGGCCUAUUUGUGUGCACAACUGACCUUCUUCCAGGUCAAGGAGACUGAGUGGGAGAAAAAAAUCCGAGACCUCGAAGCCAAGUAUGCCCAGCAAGCCCCCACUAGAGUGGUGGAUUGGACAGAGGUCCAAAGGUUCGAAAUCAGGAAACAUCCUGUAGAGGAGGUUCUCAAGAAGGAAAAGGAAGUGGAGAAGGCAGACCAGCAGGAGGGUGAGGAAAUCCCUCUGAUCGACAAGGAGAUUUUGAAACCGUCAGAGGCACUGGCAAAGGAAGGCACGAAGGUCGGAGAGUUCGAGUGGAGAAUGCCAGCUGGUCUGACACUGGGACAUGAGCCAGCAGUACCACAGGAGGGACCACCAGUUGAGGCGAUGGGGGUGGAGGUAGUUUUGCCUACUACUCAGGAGGAGACUAUGGGACAGUCGGAGGGUCAGGAGAGCAUGGGCCAGACCAUGGCUGGGCUGAGCAGAGAGUGGACCUGAAGGAUUGUCAGGAAUCGAUUACGCUUCAGAAGGUGCCAGUUACUACAGA
Molecule: messenger RNA, 2322 nt
Organism: Chara braunii
Lineage: Eukaryota; Viridiplantae; Streptophyta; Charophyceae; Charales; Characeae
Source: the annotation of a GenBank genome assembly